Cylicocyclus nassatus is the source of this 1680-nucleotide messenger RNA. NCBI's taxonomy places the organism in Eukaryota, Metazoa, Nematoda, Chromadorea, Rhabditida, Strongylidae. The record is from the annotation of a GenBank genome assembly.
AUGCUCGUCCUCGUCUUGACGUCCUUCAUCCUUGGAGCCAGGGCCACUGAGCCAUGCGUGCCCUACAUCAGUGAAAUAUCAAACCUCACCUUUGGAAACACCAGGGAUUUGCAAUUCAUUGAACUGCAAGUUGCGGAAAGUUGCCGCACAAAUCGUAAGGCCAUGCAGGAAAUGAUCUUCAGCGAUUACGGUCUUGUCAUUCUUCAUACAAAAUCACGAGAGAAAGGAGAUCGCCUAGCAUUUGAGAUGAAGACAUUCGUGAAACUUGCGAGAUCGCUAUGGCCCAAGCAACGCCAUGAAACCAACGCAAAGAGAGGUGGCCGCAGAGUUGCUGAUGAAUUUCUGGCCUUCUUUGUAGUGAGUGGGCCAGCUGCACUUGCUCCUCCUGUAACCGCCGGUGAUCGCUCUGGAGAAGCGAUCAACUGGGUUAUGUACACAAGCGGUAUCGGUGUCAAGUGCGGAUCUCUCAUCAACUGGCCGCACUGCGAGCAGGCAAUGCCUCAGGGACAAGGAUCUUUAGACAGAUUUUUGGUAACCGAAUCGCCUUCUCCUAUUUCUGUGCAUAUUUCAAGCGAAAAGGAAUUGCUGCAGGGUCAAACAGUGCUACAGUUUGAUUCCAACAAGAACAAAUAUUUCGCACCGGAGUUGGUAGUCACGCGAGAAAAGCAGGAGUGGCUCUCAGCACGUAUCAAGGAUAUCAUUGUGCUGACACCCUCUUUGGACGAAAGUGAGAUACUCUCAUUGCACCGUUUGAAAUAUCUUAUCUCCCCACAUCUUCCCGUUGCGAUUCAUGUUCUACCGGAAGGUUUCACCGCCCUAAAAGGGGACGAGUCCAUUUCUCGUUGCUCUUCGGACGAAGAUAUAUUUGCUGUCACCAAACGGGCUCCCGGCACCGACAACCUCUGCGACGGCAACGUCAAUUAUCUACAUAGAACACCUAUCACAGAACUUUGCGAGCCGGAUGUAACACCUGAACACAAUACCACUCCCGAAGAUAUGAUUUUGGACACUGAAGAGUUUUAUGAGCCAUACCUAGAUAUACUCAUGAAUGUGGAUGACGUUGCAGCAUCAACAUCGCAGCAGCCAGCCACUCCUGCUUCCGCAACUCCUGCUCCCACUACUCUCAUUCCUACCGCUCCCGCUCACAUCACUCCUGCUCCUCAUCAACGCUCUUGCCCAAACUUAGAAUUGAUUCGGAAGCAGGACAAGGCUAUAAUCAGCCUCAAUCGACUUUUAGAAGGUGAAGAACGUAUCCAAAAUCAAGUAUGCAAUGUAGAUGCUAGAGUAAGACAAAUCCAGUCAAACUUGAAUGAACAAGAGGAGUUGCGAAAAGCAGCAGCUGAAUACGCGACUUUGGAGGUGAGAAGAAAGUUUGGAAAAGAAAUGGAUCCCGAACUCCAAGAUAGACUAAGGAGGUUAAGGCACAUCGGCAUCGAUUUUACUGACGCUCAGAUAAAAAAGAUUAGUCAUUCCUGGCUGCAAUUGGUACUGGACGAUUCCAAAUCGCCACAGGAGCUUUUAAUGGCACUUCUGGCAGUUAUAUUCCGAAUUACAAUGACUUCCGCUUCCGCGCACAGACAGCUAGCGCUUUUCGCUUUAUGUGCGCACAGAAAAUCUGUCAUCCGCGGCAUACAUUGUAUGAGCACCAUCUUAACAGGGGGUGGUGCUCAAGUACCCUAG